UCAUAUCAAUUUUUUUUGUUGAGUGGAGCAGACCUACAAAUAAUUUUUUUACUGCUGAUUGUUAUUUAAACGAAAACGCUGGAACAAACAGUACUUGAGUGCGUCGUUGUUGUGUUUUUUUGCGCUGUACAAAAGAAAUAAAAUAAAACAAUUGAAAGUGAAGAAUACAACAAAACUAAAUUACUCACUGUUAAAAGGUGACAAUUAUUGCAAAGAGUAGAACAGCAAAAAAAACAAAAAAAGAAGAGAGGAAGACGGAAAAUCUCACUCCUCCAUUCAAUUACAACGCAUUAACGAUAAUUUGGAAAAAUAAAGUAGCAAAGUUAAAUCCCUCUGGCUAGCUGACUGUUGGAUUGUGAAAUUUGUGUGUUUUGGACGAACAAAGAAGGAAGUUGUCGUCGGUGAAUUUAAAUUUAUUCUGAUUGCAUAGUUGCAGCAAAAACAACAACAGCAAAAAUGUUUUAUAAAACCUCCAUUUUCUUGCUGCUAUCAACGGCUUGCUUGUUAACAGCGGCUCAAAUGAGCGUAAAUUUGAGCAAAGCUGAGGUACCUUCAUCGACAAUUUUGCCUGAGAAGCAUAAGACAACAACAACAAGCACUAGCUCAACUUCCACCACCACCACCACGACCACUACAACUACAACUACUGCAGCUCCAACUACUACAUCUACGACCACCACAACAACAACCACAGCUGCUCCCACGACCACUACAAGUGCACCCGAUACAACUACACCCACAACAGAAGCUCCAGUCACCACCACCACAGCUAAGCCUGAACCCCCAAAACCAUAUCCUCAACCCGAUGUGGCAACAUGGAACUCUACAUGUAUUAUGGUCAAAAUGGCAGUUCAAUUGAAUUUCACUUAUGAAACCAAAGAUAAUAAAAUGGUCUAUGGCUUGUAUAACAUUCCCAAGGAUGCCGUCGUCGAUCAUGUAGACUGUGAUAAAAAUACCACAGAAUCUAUGCAAAUCAAUUGGGGUCCAGCCGAUGCUCAACACAUUAUGGUGAUGAAUUUCGAACGUGGCAAUGGCACGACCAACAUGACAAUGAUUAUGUUUACCUUGCCAUUGUUGAACACCACCUUCCCAGAUGCUAAAGAAAACCAAACCGUACAAUUGAUACAUCGCUCCAAUGAAUUCAGUGCUCCAUUGAAGAUGUCCUAUCACUGUACCCGUCCACAAUAUUUGAAUUUGACUGAGACCAUCGACUCGCAAGUGGUUGGUGUUGCCAAAGUGCACGAUGUCCAAGUAGAAGCCUUCCGUGCGGCUGGUGCUACCGGUUUCUCUACCGCUCGUGAUUGUGACAGUUCCGAGACUUCAGAUGUUGCACCAAUUGCUGUUGGCAUCGCAUUGGGUGCUUUGAUUUUGAUUGUUUUGAUCUCAUAUUUGUGUGCUCGUCGUCGUUCUACUUCUCGUGGUUAUAUGAGCUUCUAAGCGAAUGAAGUAUGCAGAAAAAAUGGAGUAGAAUAGCCGUUUUUUAUUUCAAUCUACUUUUAUAAUAAUUUUUAUUUCUCUUUUUAUUUUCGUUUUUUUCCUUAAACUCUCGUAUCAUUGUAAGAAGUAAAAAAGGAAAAACAGAAAUGCGGUUGGAAAGUUCAUGGGGACAAUGGUCGUGUGUUAACGCCUAAGAAUGUAAAUUAAAACCACACUUUGCUUCUAUUUUUAUUUUUUUAGUUUCAAAAUUUUCUUGUAUAGGCUUUGUUUUAUUUCCACUGAAUACGAAAAUAAAAUUCCCUAUCCCUGUUUCUUUUUUAUUUAGCCAAAAAACAUGUUUCAAUUUUUUAUAAUAGAUUUUAUUAGCUAUCCCCUUCAUAUUAGAGUUUAUCAUUAUUAUUAUUAUUUUAUUUUCUUAGUAUUUUUUGUGUACCAUUUAUUUUUUUAUUUUAUCCAAUCUACACUCAUAUUAAUCAUUUAUGUUUUAUUUUUUUUUUGUAGUAUUAAAUUUUGUUUUACAAAAACUACAACACCAAAUGUGUAAAUUUUUUCUUUUCGCUCUCAACGUGAGUUGUUUUGUUUAAUAAUGAUUUCUAUAAUCUUCCUGGAUCUUCUUCGUUAUGCCAAAACAUUUAUAUCGUCGGCUACCGAAAUUAGUUUAAUAAUUGAUUACAAUGUCAUAGUUCUUUUUUUUUUCUAAUUAUAUUGCCUAUAACAAAUACAAUACAUAAAAAUAUAUGAUUUUAUAAAUUAUUAUUCACAACUGUGUAAAGCAAAGAUAUCAAUUUUUAAAUUGGCCUUAAUUUAAAACGAAUAGAAAAACCAAGAAACAAAUCAUGUAUCUUUAAAGAACAAAAUCGUAAUUAUUAUAAAUAAAUAAAGCCCUUAACUGGAAAAAGAAAAACAAAA
This is a messenger RNA of Musca domestica (house fly), 2346 nucleotides long. Its product is annotated as lysosome-associated membrane glycoprotein 1-like. The record is from RefSeq and is a predicted model, not a curated record. The transcript is spliced from 4 exons. The coding region runs from base 457 to 1437 and encodes 326 amino acids. Gene Ontology annotation, cellular component: membrane. Lineage: Eukaryota; Metazoa; Arthropoda; Insecta; Diptera; Muscidae.